CAUUGAAGCUCAGAUUAAGUGCCGGUAGUAUUGGUUUGCGCCCACUCUACUGCGCUUUUCAACCAUGGCAGACGUACUGAUUAAGGCGUUGAAUAUAGUCAUUCAAGUGUUAGUAUGUUUGAUUCUUGUUACAUUGACAAUCAAAAUAUGGUCUAUGCCGGACAAAGGGAAAACAGACUGUGACUCAGAGGAUUUUUCAUCUGCACACGCUGGAGCUGAGAAACAAGAACAAAUUCAAACAGAAAAAUACAUAACGGAUAUAACAACGAUGAUGACUUCAGAGCAAUUGUUUUUCCUUUUCACCAUAUUUCAAGCUUCGAAAUGGAAUGACGUGGAGACAAGGCUUGAAAUACUUGAGAAACAGAUGAAGGAAGUAUUAGAGAGAGAAGCUCAAACCAAGAGAGAAAAUGAGCAGCAGAACAACGCGUUACACGACAUGAAAACCGUGGUGGACGAGCUCCAAGCCACCGUCAAAAGUCAACAGAGUACCAUUGUCAAGCUGCAAGAUACAGUAAGCGAGCAGGUGGACAGAAUAGAAGAAUUAGAGAUAGAUAUUAGUCGACGACAACCUCCAGAAAUAAAGGUCGCGUUCUCGGCAGUAAAAAGUGCUACACAGUCAGGCAUCGACUCAAAUGAAAACAUUUUAUUUGAGAAAGUCAUUAUUAACCAAGGUAACGGCUUCAAUUCACAAAAUGGCGUAUUUAUUGCCCCUCAGACCGGUAUCUACAUGAUCGUGACCAGCUUGUUUAAAAAAAUAGCUCCAGUUUUCGCUCAAGUUGAAAUCAUUCAUGAUGGCAAUAUAGUGGCAGUGAUGAAUGGGAUCCAGCGGGAACAAUUCAGUCAAACCGUCAUCAUUGCAGUGAAUGCCGGGGAAGAGAUCUAUUUAAGAUGCAGUACUUUUAGCUCGGACUGUUUCUUUGGAGAUCGUUCUUCCACGUUUUCAGGGUUUCUUCUCUGGCAGUUGUAAUGAAUGCCCUCGCCGAACAGUCAUAAUUGCUAACUUCAGACGAUUGAACAUAAAUUGAGAAUGUUCAAAUGUUCCGAAUGUAAAAAUAAUAAAAAAAUAAAACUUCCUAGGAGUCACAAAUAUGUUGAUAAACGCACAUUCUUUAAAUUUAAUUCAUAAUCUGAUGAACACAACCCUCACGUAACAUCGUGCCAACAAGAGUGAUUAACAUUAUGUUCUUUAUACUUUGCUUUACAAUCGUUGUUAAAUAAAUAUAUGGUUUAUUUUUAA
Mya arenaria is the source of this 1237-nucleotide messenger RNA. RefSeq lists its product as uncharacterized. The record is from RefSeq and is a predicted model, not a curated record. Bases 65 to 967 code for a protein of 300 amino acids. The transcript has 5 exons. Gene Ontology annotation, molecular function: protein binding. Lineage: Eukaryota; Metazoa; Mollusca; Bivalvia; Myida; Myidae.